CAUGGUUUCAAUGUUUAAGCCUCCUCUCCUCUGGAUUUAGUUUUACAGUUGCGGUGAAGGUAUAUUGUCGGUAUUUAAGCAGAAUGUGUUUUUCACAGAGCAUUUCUCAGGGGAUGCAGUUUGGAGCCUGGUCCUUUCCGCUGGGAUGAAGUUUGUCAGCUCCCAGUUUCCAGGGGAAGGAGUUUACCGCCGGACCGGUUUCCGGGGGGAGGAUUUUGGUGGUUGUCAUCAUUCAUGAUGUUGCAGGCUCAGGGCUCCCUGGCUGAGUCGGUGGAUGGAGAUGAGCUGAGGAGCGAGGAUGGCUUUCCUGGAGAGAGACCUUGUCUCAACUACUACUGUCUGUACCUGUACCAGACUGGGAGGUCAGAUCUGUGUAUAACAAUCACAGUUACAGGGAAUGGGGGCAGAUCUGUGUAUAACAAUCACAGUUACAGGGAAUGGGGGCAGAUCUGUGUAUAACAAUCACAGUUACAGGGAAUGGGGGCAGAUCUGUGUAUAACAAUCACAGUUACAGGGAAUGGGGGCAGAUCUGUGUAUAACAAUCACAGUUACAGGGAAUGGAGGCAGAUCUGUGUAUAACAAUCACAGUUACAUGGAAUGGGGGCAGAUUUGUGUAUAACAAUCACAGUUACCGGGGGUCAGACCUGUGUAUAACAAUCACAGUUACAGGGAAUGGGGGUCAGAUCUGUGUAUAACAAUCACAGUUACAGGGAAUGGGGGCAGAUCUGUGUAUAACAAUCACAGUUACAGGGAAUGGAGGCAGAUCUGUGUAUAACAAUCACAGUUACAGGGAAUGGGGGCAGAUUUGUGUAUAACAAUCACAGUUACAGGGAAUGGGGGCAGAUCUGUGUAUAAUAAUCACAGUUACAGGGGGGCAGAUCUGUGUAUCACAGUUACAGGGAAUGGGGGCAGAUUUGUGUAUAAUAAUCACAGUUACAGGGAAUGGGGGCAGAUUUGUGUAUAAUAAUCACAGUUACAGGGGUGGAUCUGUGUGGCCCUUAACAAUGAUCACAGUUAGGGAAUGGGGGCAGGUUUGUGUGUAACAAUCACACAGUUACAGGGUCAGAUCUCUUGCUGGCCUUAACAAUCCCACGCAGUUACAGGGGUCAGAUCUGCAGCAUAACAAUCCCAGGGCCACAGGGGGGUAGAUCUGUAUAACAAUCCCUGGGACACAGGGGUCAGACCUGUGCAUGUAAUCCUGCACAGUUACGAGGUCAGACCUGUGUAUAACAGAAAUCACAGUUACAGGAACCUGUAGCCCAUAGCAAUCACACUGCAGUUACAGGAGGUGGAACCUGUGGCAGCAAUCACAGAAGUUACAGGGAGGUCAGACCUGUGGCCUUAACAGAAAAAGCACACAGUUUACAGGGGGUCAGACCUGUGUAUAACAAUCACAGUUACAGAGGUCAGACCUGUACUGUAAUCACAGGGGGAUGGGCACAUACAUAACAAUCUGGCCCAGUUACAGGGGGGUCAGACCUGUGUAUAACAAUCACAGUUACAGGGGGGUCAGAUCUGUGUAUAACAAUCACAGUUACUGGGGGGCAGAUCUGUGUAUAACAAUCACAGUUACAGGGAGGCAGAUCUGUGUAUAACAAUCACAGUUACAGGGAAUGGGGGUCAGACCUGUGUAUAACAAUCACAGUUACAGGGAAUGGGGGUCAGACCUGUGUAUAACAAUCACAGUUACAGGGAAUGGGGGUCAGACCUGUGUAUAACAAUCACAGUUACAAGGAAUGGGGGUCAGACCUGUGUAUAACAAUCAAAGUUACAGGAAAUGGGGGUCAGACCUGUGUAUAACAAUCACAGUUACAGGGAAUGGGGGUCAGACCUGUGUAUAACAAUCACAGUUACAGGGAAUGGGGGUCAGACCUGUGUAUAACAAUCACAGUUACAGGGAAUGGGGGUCAGACCUGUGUAUAACAAUUACAGUUACAUGGAAUGGGGUCAGAUCUGUGUAUAACAAUUACAGUUACAGGGGGCUCAGACCUGUGUAUAACAAUUACAGUUACAGGGAAUGGGGGUCAGACCUGUGUAUAACAAUUACAGUUACAGGUAAUGGGGGCAGAUCUGUGUAUAACAAUCACAGUUACAGGGAGGUUAGAUCUGUGUAUAACAAUCACAGUUACAGGGGGGUCAGACCUGUGUAAAACAAUCACAGUUACAGGGAAUGGGGGCAGAUCUGUGUAUAACAAUCACAGUUACAGGGAGGCAGAUCUGUGUAUAACAAUCACAGUUACAGGGAGGUCAAAUCUGUGAAUAACAAUCCCAGUUACAGGGAAUGGGGCAGAUCUGUGUAUAACAGUUACAGGGGGGGCAGACCUGUGUAUAACAAUCACAGUUACAGGGGGGUCAGAUCUGUGUAUAACAAUCACAGUUACAGGGAAUGGGGGCAGGUUUGUGUAUAACAAUCACAGUUACAGGGGGGUCAGACCUGUGUAUAACAAUCACAGUUACAGGGGGGUCAGAUCUGUGUAUAACAAUCACAGUUACUGGGGGGCAGAUCUGUGUAUAACAAUCACAGUUACAGGGAGGCAGAUCUGUGUAUAACAAUCACAGUUACAGGGAAUGGGGGUCAGACCUGUGUAUAACAAUCACAGUUACAGGGAAUGGGGGUCAGACCUGUGUAUAACAAUCACAGUUACAGGGAAUGGGGGUCAGACCUGUGUAUAACAAUCACAGUUACAAGGAAUGGGGGUCAGACCUGUGUAUAACAAUCAAAGUUACAGGAAAUGGGGGUCAGACCUGUGUAUAACAAUCACAGUUACAGGGAAUGGGGGUCAGACCUGUGUAUAACAAUCACAGUUACAGGGAAUGGGGGUCAGACCUGUGUAUAACAAUCACAGUUACAGGGAAUGGGGGUCAGACCUGUGUAUAACAAUUACAGUUACAUGGAAUGGGGUCAGAUCUGUGUAUAACAAUUACAGUUACAGGGGGCUCAGACCUGUGUAUAACAAUUACAGUUACAGGGAAUGGGGGUCAGACCUGUGUAUAACAAUUACAGUUACAGGUAAUGGGGGCAGAUCUGUGUAUAACAAUCACAGUUACAGGGAGGUUAGAUCUGUGUAUAACAAUCACAGUUACAGGGGGGUCAGACCUGUGUAAAACAAUCACAGUUACAGGGAAUGGGGGCAGAUCUGUGUAUAACAAUCACAGUUACAGGGAGGCAGAUCUGUGUAUAACAAUCACAGUUACAGGGAGGUCAAAUCUGUGAAUAACAAUCCCAGUUACAGGGAAUGGGGCAGAUCUGUGUAUAACAGUUACAGGGGGGGCAGACCUGUGUAUAACAAUCACAGUUACAGGGGGGUCAGAUCUGUGUACUUAACACUGCAAUCACGGUGCAGGGGGUCAGAUCUGUGUAUAGCACAAUGCACAGUUACAGGGGGUCAGAUCUUGUGGCCUUAACAAUCACAGUUACAGGGAGGGUGAAUCUGUGUAUAACAAUCACAGUUACAGGGGAGGUCAGAUCUGUAGCCCUUAACAAUCACAGUUGGGGAGGUCAGGUAUCUGUAUAACAAUCACAGUUACAUGGAGGCAGAUCUGUGUAUAACAAUCACAGUUAAAGGGGGGUCAGACCUGUGUAUAACAAUCACAGUUACAGGGAAUGGGGGCAGAUCUGUGUAUAACAAUCACAGUUACAGGGAAUGGGUGCAGAUCUGUGUAUAACAAUCACAGUUACAGGGAGGUCAGAUCUGUGUAUAACAAUCACAGUUACAUGGAGGCAGAUCUGUGUAUAACAAUCACAGUUAAAGGGGGGAUCAGACCUGUGUAUAACAAUCACAGUUACAGGGAAUGGGGGCAGAUCUGUGUAUAACAAUCACAGUUACAGGGAAUGGGGGCAGAUCUGUGUAUAACAAUCACAGUUACAGGGAAUGGGUGCAGAUCUGUGUAUAACAAUCACAGUUACAGGGAGGUCAGAUCUGUGUAUAACAAUCACAGUUACAGGGAGGUCAGAUCUGUGUAUAACAAUCACAGUUACAGGGAGGUCAGAUCUGUGUAUAACAAUCACAGUUACAGGGAGGUCAGAUCUGUGUAUAACAAUCACAGUUACAGGGAGGUCAGAUCUGUGUAUAACAAUCACAGUUACAGGGAGGUCAGAUCUGUGUAUAACAAUCACAGUUAAAGGGGGGAUCAGACCUGUGUAUAACAAUCACAGUUACAGGGAAUGGGGGCAGAUCUGUGUAUAACAAUCACAGUUACAGGGGAAUAGGGGCAGAUCUGUGUAUAACAAUCACAGUUACAGGGAAUGGGUGCAGAUCUGUGUAUAACAAUCACAGUUACAGGGAGGUCAGAUCUGUGUAUAACAAUCACAGUUACAGGGAGGUCAGAUCUGUGUAUAACAAUCACAGUUACAGGGAGGUCAGAUCUGUGUAUAACAAUCACAGUUACAGGGAGGUCAGAUCUGUGUAUAACAAUCACAGUUACAGGGAGGUCAGAUCUGUGUAUAACAAUCACAGUUACAGGGAGGUCAGACCUGUGUAUAACAAUCACAGUUACAGGGAGGUCAGACCUGUGUAUAACAAUCACAGUUACAGGGAGGUCAGACCUGUGUAUAACAAUCACAGUUACAGGGGGGUCAGACCUGUGUAUAACAAUCACAGUUACAGGGGGGUCAGACCUGUGUAUAACAAUCACAGUUACAGGGAGGCAGAUCUGUGUAUAACAAUUACAGUUACAGGGAAUGGGGGUCAGACCUGUGUAUAACAAUCACAGUUACAGGGAAUGGGGGUCAGACCUGUGUAUAACAAUCACAGUUACAGGGAAUGGGGGUCAGACCUGUGUAUAACAAUUACAGUUACAGGGGGCUCAGAUCUGUGUAUAACAAUUACAGUUACAGGGGGCUCAGACCUGUGUAUAACAAUUACAGUUACAGGGAAUGGGGGUCAGACCUGUGUAUAACAAUCACAGUUACAGGGAAUGGGGGUCAGACCUGUGUAUAACAAUCACAGUUACAGGGAAUGGGGGUCAGACCUGUGUAUAACAAUCACAGUUACAUGGGGGUCAGAUCUGUGUGUAACAAUCACAGUUACAGGGAGGUCAGACCUGUGUAUAACAAUCACAGUUACAGGGGGGUCAGAUCUGUGUAUAACAAUCACAGUUACAGGGAGGUCAGAUCUGUGUAUAACAAUCACAGUUACAGGGAGGUCAGAUCUGUGUAUAACAAUCACAGUUACAGGGAGGUCAGAUCUGUGUAUAACAUCUGUGUAUAACAAUCACAGUUAAAGGGGGGUCAGACCUGUGUAUAACAAUCACAGUUACAGGGAAUGGGGGCAGAUCUGUGUAUAACAAUCACAGUUACAGGGAAUGGGUGCAGAUCUGUGUAUAACAAUCACAGUUACAGGGAGGUCAGAUCUGUGUAUAACAAUCACAGUUACAGGGAGGUCAGAUCUGUGUAUAACAAUCACAGUUACAGGGAGGUCAGAUCUGUGUAUAACAAUCACAGUUACAGGGAGGUCAGACCUGUGUAUAACAAUCACAGUUACAGGGAGGUCAGACCUGUGUAUAACAAUCACAGUUACAGGGAGGUCAGACCUGUGUAUAACAAUCACAGUUACAGGGGGGUCAGACCUGUGUAUAACAAUCACAGUUACAGGGGGGUCAGACCUGUGUAUAACAAUCACAGUUACAGGGAGGCAGAUCUGUGUAUAACAAUUACAGUUACAGGGAAUGGGGGUCAGACCUGUGUAUAACAAUCACAGUUACAGGGAAUGGGGGUCAGACCUGUGUAUAACAAUUACAGUUACAGGGGGCUCAGAUCUGUGUAUAACAAUUACAGUUACAGGGGGCUCAGACCUGUGUAUAACAAUUACAGUUACAGGGAAUGGGGGUCAGACCUGUGUAUAACAAUCACAGUUACAGGGAAUGGGGGUCAGACCUGUGUAUAACAAUCACAGUUACAGGGAAUGGGGGUCAGACCUGUGUAUAACAAUCACAGUUACAGGGGGCUCAGAUCUGUGUAUAACAAUUACAGUUACAGGGGGCUCAGAUCUGUGUAUAACAAUUACAGUUACAGGGGGCUCAGACCUGUGUAUAACAGUUACAGGGAAUGGGGGUCAGACCUGUGUAUAACAAUUACAGUUACAGGGAAUGGGGGCAGAUCUGUGUAUAACAAUCACAGUUACAGGGAGGCAGAUCUGUGUAUAACAAUCACAGUUAGAGGGAGGCGGAUCUGUGUAUAACAAUCACAGUUACAGGGAGGUUAGAUCUGUGUAUAACAAUCACAGUUACAGGGAAUGGGGGCAGAUCUGUGUAUAACAAUCACAGUUACAGGGAGGUCAAAUCUGUGAAUAACAAUCCCAGUUACAGGGAAUGGGGCAGAUCUGUGUAUAACAGUCACAGUUACAGGGAAUGGGGCAGAUCUGUGUAUAACAUUCUCAGUUACAGGGAAUGGGGCAGAUCUGUGUAUAAUAAUCACAGUUACAGGGAGGCAGAUCUGUGUAUAAUAAUCACAGUUACAGGGAGGCCAGAUCUGUGUAUAACAAUCACAGUUACAGGGAAUGGGGGCAGAUCUGUGUAUACAAAUCACAGUUACAGGGAAUAGGGGCAGAUCUCUGUAUAACACUGACUGUAUCAGGGAUUGUCACAUUUCUUUAUAAGAAUCUUAGUUAGAGGGGGGAGCAGGUCUCUGUAUAACAAUGACUGCGCCUGUAUCAGGAAUUGUAACAUUUCUGUUUAAGAAUCAUAGAUAGAAGGGGUUCAGAAGGGUAUGUUAACCUAUUAAUGAUAUUUGCAAGCAUUUAAUUUAAUCUUAUAAACUCUGCUAUAAUGGAUUUUAUAUUUAUAUUUUUAUAUAAUAAAUAUCCAAAAAGACAAAACUAUUGCUUCCAAGACAAUCCUUAUUUUAUAUUGUAUUCUCAAUUAUUUAUAUAUGUUAAAUAGAGGAUCUCUUACUAACUAUAUAAAAUUAUGGGUAAGAUAUCUGUAUGGUUAGCCCUACUAAUUUCUAUGCUUUAAGACAUUAUAGUGGUAAAUAAGGGAACCACCUGCGGUUACACAUUGAUAAGCCUUCAAUCAAUUGGGGUUUGUGAGUGCAUCUUUACACAUUUACAUAUUUCCCUAUAUAUGGCAAUAUUGCCCUAUGUUGUCUCUUUUAUUUGCAUUGCAGUAACCGGUUUUCUGGUAUUGUGUAUUUUCUAUUGUUGAGGAGCUGGAGGAGUCCUAUCCUACAUGCAAAUUACUGUUUAGUUAGGGUAAACCAAUUUUAUUUGUUUACCUUUUUUCUACUUUCUCACUGAGGUGUUUCUCUUAUAUUUUUUAUAUAUUUAUGUAUAAUAAACCUUGCCGAUGGUUAGAUCUUUGACAUGUGACAAAGUCAAGUUUUACAUUUGCUUCCACUCUUGUUACUGAGUGAGCAAGGACUGCCUGUUUUCUUAGUAAUGACCGCCCCCUCUAAAUAUCAUUUUCAAAUAUUAGCCGAGUGUGAACUCUGAACCUUCCUAUAGUAGUAAUUAAAGGCCCUCCCAGACUCAUUUUUUGUGGUUUUGCAGUCUGUCCCUGUCGGUCGCAGAUAGUGACGAUGGCUCCCCAGCAGGUGCUAUGGGAGAAAUGUCCUCCAAUGAGGACUUCAGGUGUGUUCUUUAAAAAUCGAAUGUCAUUCUGCUUGCUUUCUUACGCUGACUGCAUUACCUGCCUGACAGCCUACUUGCUUUCUUACCCUGAUCGUGUUACCUGUCCUGAUAGCCUGCUUUCUUUCUUACCCUGGUUGUAUUAUCUGUCUGAUAGUCUGCUUGCUUUCUUACCCUGUUGCAUUACCUGCCUGAUAGCCUGCAUGCUUUCUUACCCUGGUUGUAUUAUCUGUCUGAUAGUCUGCUUGCUUUCUUACCCUGGUUGCAUUACCUGCCUGACAGUCUGCUUGCUUUCUUACCCUGAUCGUGUUACCUGUCCUGAUAGUCUGCGUGCUUUCUUACCCUGGUUGUAUUACCUGUCCUGAUAGUCUGCUUCCUUUCUUACACUGAUCGUGUUACCUUUCCUGGUAGUCUGCUUUCCUUUUUACCCUGACUGUUUUAUCUGCCCUGAUCUUCUGCUUACCUUUUUACCCUGAAUGUAUUACCUUCCCUGGUUUCAAGCUUGCCUUACUAGGCCAAUUUUAUCCAAUAUCCUAGUAAGUUGCAAAGUCUAUUGGUAUAAUUUUGUUGAGAUAUUUUUGCUCCUGCAUACACAGAUUUUCCAAAUAAUUUCUUUUUUUAAUCUAUUUGAAGUCUCUCGCUGGUGGACACAAGCUUACCUGCUGAAUCGGAGCCAGAGCUCAAGGGAUUUAUUGCUAAGUGGCUGUCUCGAGGCGCCUUGUUUGAAGGGAUGGGUAAUGUCUCACCUGUAGAACUCAGGUAAUGGACCCUUUCAAUACCCACACAAUAUCUUUUGGAAUCUGUCAUCAGAAGGAGAAAGACUUAGACUGCCUCUUUAAUGCUGUUUGUCCAUAUCUGUUGUUUUUUAACUUCCUUAGGACUGAUUUAAAUACCAUAACUACUAUUGCGCCAUGUAAGGGUUAUGGUGCACAGAGACUUUGGGCACCAUCCCAUUUAUCUUUGUCAAAAGAUUUUGCACCAUUACCAAUAUCCAAUCCAUUGAGAUUGGACUGUAUUAAUAAUGGUAUUAUGUAAAUUCAAUUUUCUCAAUGUGUGUUGAGCCAGGAAGGGUUUUGGGUGCUCAAAUGGUUUUACAAAAAUCAAAACAAAAUGUGGGACUGUGUCUGUAGGCUCCUUGCACCAUAAUCACUACCCUGGGCUGCCACACUAACACUGAUAAUUGCAUUUUACAUAACAAUGUAAAUUGUAUGAAACAGAAAUUUGCUAUAAUUCCAUAUGUUGUGGUGCAGUACUGUGUAAGGCAGUGAUGGCUAACUUAUAGUAUUGCAGCUAUUAUUGACUUUAGUCCACCAAAUACACAUUAGUCACCACCCGUUUACAAAGAUAAAACGAUCAUUAGUUCCCCGGUCGCAGUUAAUCUGCAUUACCAGCAUGCUACAACCACAAAGUGCAAAUACAUCAGUUAUUCAUGUCUGUGCUAUUGCUGUUUGCAAGAUGCUAUGUAUAUCGGUAUCAACGUGACAUUGAAGGUGUUACUGCUCAUAAUGACAAAGUCUGCCGGGUUUAAUGCUAAUUCACAUCUAUUUGUGUGGAGUAUAAUUUCUCUUAGUAGAUAUCAUGGUGAACAUGUAUUUCUUUCCCGACAGCUUUCCAGAAUACAGCUUGGGUUGUUAUUAUUGCCUUUUACGACAAGACCAGGCAUGCGAGUCCAGUAACCAGCCUCCAGAAUAUGUGGUGUGCUUUCUCGGAGGCUCCGAAAAGGGCCUAGAGCUAUAUCCUUUUAUUGAGCAUUAAAAACAUGAGUAGAGGAGUGAAUGAUGCGAAAGUGUGGUCUGGAAUUGAUAUUUUAGAGGCUCGGACUUUAAAAUUAACGAAGUAAAGGAUUGUACGGUGAAUUGGAAGUUGUAGAGAGUUGUGCUCUGAAUUUGCGUUGCUGAUUGUUGCACUUUGAAUUGCAUCCUGUCGAGUGCUGCAUUAUAUUAUGGACUGUGUGUAGAGUUGCUAUAAAGUAGUAUUCCCCCCCCCGCUACAUUUCUUCACUAAUUUGUACGUUCUUGGUCGCUCUGCUCUGCCUGUGACCUUCUGCUGUCUGGUUCUCAUACCCUCACUGCUAACUCUCCCUUGCAGGACUUCUCGCUGGCAGCUCCACUCCUGUGGAACAGCCUGCCUACCUCCAUCAGACUCUCCCCUAGUCUUCAAUCAUUUAAGAAGUCCCUCAAACCAAACUCUUAAGAAUAGCUCAUGGCCUCCCGUGUAUUUCACAAAUGUAUCACUCUCUUAAAGGGCCACACUCCACUCUCAAAUUCCAAUUCUGCUUCAUUCACACUUUGUUGUUUUGUUGCUAUCCCCCACACUUCGUUGCUAUCUACCCUUCCUAUUGUAUUUUUAUACCCCACCUCCUCUCGAUUAUAAGCUCUUUCGAGCAGAGUCCUUAUCAACCUAUUAGUCCUGUAACAUUUUUUAAAUGUCUCGUAUUGUUAAAUUCCACCCUUUUAUAAUAUUGUACAGCGCUACAGAAUAAGUUGGCGCCAUAUAAGUGCAGAUAAUAAAAAUAAUAGUGGCUGUAGAGGGGUGCUCUUUGACAUAGAGGUGUAGCACUCUGAAACAAAUGCUUUAAAAGAUAAGUUUUCUGAAUUGGAUAGUUCGCAUGGCACAUCGGGGUAAGGGCAUUUUGUUUAGCAAUCCCCAGUUUCAGCUGAUAUUUGCUUAUUCACAUGUCUUGUAAAUCUGCUGAGAACAUUCCUUAAGACAGUACAUUUAGAUUGGAACUAGACAAAUACGCUGCAGUCCUGAAGACUAAACUAGACCCACAGGUAAUUCAAUAUCGGGAUCUGGGAAUAAGUGGAGUUGUCCAUUUUCCUCUGAGCUGAUCUUUCAUAUCACUGAGAGAAUAGAUAGCAAAGCCACCAGAUUUUGUUAUUACUCUGUGGACGUUUUAGGCAUUUGUGUUGGUCUGGGAUUAUAGUAUGAAUUGAUAAAUACGUCCCUUGUUUAUUUCCUCUGUAGAUGAUCAAUCUGGAAGUAGAAAUUAAGCCUCUUCUUAGCAACUGGUUUGGAGACUCCGUAUUGCCCAUUUAUCGAGUGGUGACUCUGUUUCAGGAGAAGUUGGCCUAUUUAUUACAUGCAGUGAGUGGUAUUGUUGGCCUAUUUUUUACAUGCAGUGAGUGGGAUUAAACAUGCUAUUUUUAAUGUAAUCUACGCACCAUAUGCCUUCCUAAUACCAUUCAUUUCUUUGUGUUAAGGCUCUGAGUUACACUCCAGUAGAAGUGAACAAUGCAGAUCCUGGAACACAGAAUGAUAUAAACAGGUAAAUAGGAAACUAUAUUACUAUAAUAUUAUACGUUGAAACAGUAUUUCCUUUAUGGUAGGCCUAUUGUAAUCAGCUCCCGGACUGGUUGUUUCUGACAGUGUGUAUGGUAGGGCAUUCAAGAGAGAUUGUAGGAAACCUUUCAUUUUCACAUAAGGUUCUAUAAAUAUAAUCACUGUACAAAUUAUCACAUUGCUCGGGUUCUCUAUUCCUGUAAUAAGUAAAAAGCGUAAAAUAGAGAAUGUUGCAAGCAAAGUAACUGCUCUGCUUUCUCCCCAUGGCUUGUUUGUGCUGAGCGUUUUCUCACUUUAUAAGGUUCAUGAGCUUAGCGAGUCUGCAAGGCCUUGUUCAGGAAGGUACCAUGAACUCCCUCUGUAUUGUGAUGAGCGACGAACUUCAGAAACCUGUGCAUGUGGAUUUCAGUGAUUCCCAGCCACAGUUCAUUAAUGCAGGUGAGAAUUUCCGGCUAUUUACAAGCCCAAGGACCUUUCUUUCCCAGUUUACUAAACCAUGACCAUAACCUUGAUGGUUUUAACCAGAUGGUCCUCCUUACCAAAACUUCUUUAAUCUCUUAAUUAUAUCUAAACUGGAAAAUGGUCCUUCCUAGAGCAUUGUCUCCUAACCACGACUUAUCCUGCUAGCUGAAACACUUCUUAAGCUUAAUUUAUAAAGCCAAGGGGCCGUCCAUUCAGGCACAAUAUGCCAUUUCCUAACAUUACCUUAUUAAGCACCAAAACAACUUUAACUUAAUGAAACCACCACCAUGGGGGGAAAAAAGGGUUUUAUUUUUAAGCACAGUCUCUUUGUUUACUUUAGAAGUUAUCUGCUGUUGUGUUAAUUGAGCUUUAUUCACACACAGGAAGCUGCUGUAAGCUCUAUCAAGCAAUUAUCAGUGGAAGAAAUAACUUCUACAUUAAACACUCUGUGCAAUAAGGGACGCUAUACAUUUUAAUAUCUUUUUUAAGGCUAGUGCUUUAACUCGUAAAUGGCAGUGAAUAGAGUAGAUUGCAGGGGCAUGAUCUAUACACUCAAACUAAAUAGGUACUUAGGCCACUUAAUGUCAAUGACGUAAUCUGGGUGCCAUGUCCCUGUUAACUCUGCAACUGCACAUAUUGCCGUUCUGCGGGAAUGGCAAUGUUUACAAUGUGGGAUUAAAAUGCCUCCAGUGACUGUAAAACUGACAGCCACUAGAGGUGCUUCUGCUAAAAUAACCAAGUUAACCUCUGCUAUUUCAAUCAGAUCCUCUCAUACAGACCAUAUGAUUGGCGCAACUCAACGUUUUGCUGUGAAUGUGCACUAGCCUUCCAGUGCUUUCCUAUGGCAUUGGAUUGGCUGAGAUCAUCGAGAUUGAUGAUUUCAGCCAAGGAGGUAGUACUGACCACAGAGAGAGCACUGUGGCGAGGGAGAAAUUCUUUGUUUUACUCCUAAACGGCAAGCAGGACACUAUAGCAUUAAGAAUCCAUGUUUGUAUAGAGGGCCCUAAUUCCAGGCACAAUAAACAAUAUCCAUGCUGCGGGCAGCAAACUGCCUAUUAUAUCAUACCUUUGGCCAUAGUUAAUGCGCAGGACGUACUUUAAAGCUAGAGAAAUACUAUGCUUCCUUCCUAGAAAAGGAAUACUAACUACAAUGCGCCCUCCAGAGUAAGUGCACUUUUUGUGCAAAUAUACAUAUUUAGAGCACACACCUCUGACCUCAUUAAUGGGUGCUAAUUAAUGAACUCUGAGACAUUGCUUAACACUUACACAUUUACACUUUGAUUGGAGUAUUUGAAGAAAGCACGUUUCAUGCGUUCAUGUCUUUACAGUGAGCAACAAGUUCUGUGAGGACUGGAUGCAGGUCUUUAUCAAUACAUACGAUGGCGGAAAUCCCUUUCUCUUUCGCCAGAAGCUGGAAAACUUCAAGCUGAAGGUAAGUGAUCAUCAAGAAUAUGUUUUUUUUUCAGUUUUUUUUCUCUUUUCAAAUAAGACGUUAAAAAAAAAAACGUUUUUCCACGUAAUACAAACCACUUACAAGAAAUGCAGCAGGCAAUGGUAACAUUUACUACAAUAAUUAAUCAUAAAGAAAGAAGGGACAGGAUAAGGAAAAAUAAAAUCCUAACUCAGGAAAUAAACCCAUCAUCUAGUAAGUCCAGGUAUUACAAUGUCAGGAAAGGGUAAAACUUGUGGAAAUAGCCCUAUAUUUUAACAGAUUGUGACUUGGAAUUGUGUAAAGGGAAACACUUUAGGCAAACAGACCACUUCAUCUCAUUGAAAUGGUCUGGGUGCAGUGUCCCUGUCAUUUUAGCCCUGCAGCUGCAAACAUUGCAGUUUCAGAGAAAUUGCAUUCUUUACAUUGCUGUAUUAAGAGUGCCUCCACCAGACAGCCACUAGAGGCGCUUCCUGCAGCUUCACGGAGUUUGACUCCAUGAAACGACGCUGGACGUGGACCUACAUCGUCGUCAAAACCCCUUUAGGAAAGCAUUGCGUCCGUGCUUUUCUUUGGGGAAGGCUCUCUCCGCACAUGUACAUUAGGUUCCCCCGUCGGAUGACGAGGAGCCCAACCCAGCGCCUAAAGACAUCGACGCUGGAAUCAGCUAAGUGAAAAAAGUAUUCUUUAACCUUUUAUUAGCUGCCAAGGGUGGGGAAGAGGGACACUAUAGUGGUAGGAAUACAGUUUUGUAUUCCUAAUGCUGUAGUGUUCUUUUAAAGGACCACUAUAGGUACCCAGACCACUUCAGCUUAACGAAGUGGUCUGGGUGCCUGGUCCAGCUAGGGUUAACCCUUUUUUUUUUUUAUACACAUAGCAGUUUCAGAGAAACUGCUCUGUUUAUAAAUAUGUUAAUCCAGCCUCUAAAGCCUCUAGUGGCUGUCUCAUUGACAGCCGCUAGAGGUGUUUGCGUGCUUCUCACUGUGAAAAUCACAGUGAGAAGACGCCAGCGUCCAUAGGAAAGCAUUAUGAAUGCUUUCCUUUGAGACCGGCUGAAUGCACGCGUAGCUCCUGCUGCGCAUGCGCAUUCAGCCAAGGAGGAGGAGAGCUCCCUGCCCGGCACUGGAGAAAGAGGUAAGUUUAACCACUUCCUCUCCAUCCAGCCCGGCGGGAGGGGGCCCUGAGGGAGGAGGCACCCUCAGGGCAAUAUAGUGCCAGAAAAACGAGUAUGUUUUCCUGGCACUAUAGUGGUCCUUUAAGGAAUGGCAAACAAUGGAGCAGAUUGCCCAAGUGUAAAUUAGACGAUUUCCAACAUCUUGCAGCAGCCUAUGCAAACCGCACCUGCACCCUUCACAUACAGUUUGACAGUUUAAUGGAAAAUCUUAUUAAUAAACUCUGAAUUGGGGAAGGAAAUGACAAUCAGUACAGAUACUGCAUUAUUUAAUUGCCAGGGACUAAAAGGGUUAAAAUUUAAACUAGACAGGAAUGGUUUUUAUUCCCCCCCCCAUUACAUCUUAGCUCUUAAGCCUCUGGCAAAUUUGUUAAAUUCCGUUCACAACAAUGUCUAUAUUCUAUUCCACGUGCUCCUCCCUGGAAAACUUGGCUUUGUAACCGACAAUUUUCUGAUUGCCAGAAGUAACCCACGUAUUUUUAUCCACAAAUACUUAACAAGAUCUCUCUGCAUUCUGCUAAUAUCCUUUACCAUGAAUGGAAUCCUUUGGGCCUAUAUCCGUAUCGUUAUUUUCCAACAUGUUUAACAGCUAAAUCUCAAAUGUUACCAAUUAGCUUAUCUAAAUUGGAUACAUUAUUUAAAGAAACGGUACCACCAAGAUAAAAAGUAUUCAAUAAAUGAUCAAAUAUUAUUUUCUGUGUAGUUCACAAUUUCUACCUCGUGUGUAUAAUUCUAGAAAAAAAAAUAUACCCAUAUGAUUUUAGCUCUCUCCUUUCUCUGCUUCCAAUAAAACUUUAAAAGUAAUAGAAGUAAAUAAAAAGAAGCAUGAUAUAUGUAUAAAUAUUGUUUCCCAUUAUUUUGCAGGUCAUUCAGGACAUGAACAGUCUGAAGCGGCUGAUCCGGCAGGCAGAAAUGAGUCAUUAUGCUCUGUUCCGCUGCUACACGUUCCUGAAGAACUGUGGCAAUGGAGACCUGCUCCUUAAGUUUGUAAAGGUGGAGCAAGCAGAAAUGCCGGAGUCUGGCAGCGUGGUGAGCGUUCUGGAGGAGUUCAUUCUGGAAGAGGGAUCUGCUGUACACAAUUCCUAACUUCGUGCUCUGAGUUUUUGUGUCCCAUAGUGAGAAAUCCCUUUAACAAACCUGUAACUGAUCCUUCUCGCACAGUAUUACAGUUGCAUUGACUACGCUCUCUCACUGCACAGGAUACACUGUAAGUUGGAUACAGAGGGAAAAAAAAUAGUUGGUUAUAUUACACACAAAAAUCCAGCUCUGAUCACUAGGAUCUGUAGUUUUGAAGAUAGUUUGUUUAUAGGGCAGAUAUUUCCCUCAUCCAAGAUGGCCGCUAACCAUUUCCUGUGUCUAAGGUCACGGUAGACAUUGACUGCCUCAGUUAUCCACUAACACGGGCAUCUUUUGUCCUCAUUGCUGCUCCUCACUUAGUUAAAAUACAGAUUAUAUUCUGUAUAACGAACGUUUACAAUGUCGAGGACUGGUUUGUUUUCAGGAUGAAAUCCUCAAGCAUGUAAUUGCACCUUGUUUCCCACAUUGCUCAAACUGAGCAGGUAACUAACUUGCGCUUGCAAGAAAAAUUAACUUUAUCCCACAGCCCUCCUUGAGCACUUUUAGCAUGUGAUUUUAUUUGUGAGUAUAUGUUACAGGCAAAGUGUGAGAUGCAGGCAUUUAUAGAAUGCUUAUUAAUGCAUCAGGCAGAUUGUGAAAUGUCAACAUAAUUUGGCUAGGCUUUGUACAUACUGCCUAAACAGACUUAGGCAAGGUAUGAGCUUGCUAGGGAGAUUCACCAAACCCUGUGGGAAUUUUAUAAGUUAAGGAAGCUGAAUAUUGGAUAUUUCAAAUACGGAAUGAAGAAAACUUCUUCCUUGAGGAACCAGGGCUUCCUGAAGCAAGGUUCCUCUUUGCCUUUUUCAGGAACUUGGCGUGAGGUGCUAGUUCAGAGAAGCUCUCCAAACCUGGGUUUACAUGACUUGCACAGAUCCCAUACUGGAGCCAUUGUUACUUUGCCUAUAACAUGUAUUUGUGUGGUUUUGUAUAAAUACACAUACACAGUGUUUGAGUGUUGUAAAAGAUAAUGUGAAAUCUUCCUUCAUGUAAUUUUCAGAUUGGGUUAUUUUAGCGGAGGAGCCUAAGCUCAUUACGGUGUUGUUUUGGGUAGAUUUUCAUAAUGCGGGAAUUAUAUGGUUGUCACUAUAUUGUUAGCCAUCACUUUAUUCAAAAUAUUGGUCUUUCUUGGGUCCAGUAGUUUCUUUCUUAAAUCACUACAUUGGUGCUUGGAAAAGUGGUACGAUCCAAAACGUGUUCUUAACCAUUUCAUUACUACAGGUUGUCCAAUCAUUGAGCUCUCAGUUACUGUAGGAGGUGUGUGUGCUGUACAAGAGUAGUUUAUUGCAGUCAGACUAGUCUGUUCCUAGAGGAAGAUUCAUGGGGUUGAAGGGAUACGUAGGUCGUAAUGUCCCAUUUCUAGAACUUUAUUGUACUGUGUUAGCUGGAGAGACCAACAUUACUACUGAACGUAUACUGAUGGCACCAUCCACAGAGUUUUAUUCUAGCAUGUUACUGUAUAAGGAGUAGUAAGCACAACUCAUAAUCUCUUCAUUUCAGGGGUUUGGCGGGUGUCUGUUUUGUUCUGAAAGUGUUUAGCAAGUUGCCUUCAUACACAAUACAAUAAAAUAAAUCAUAAAUUCAUGAAAAAACAUAAAAUGCAGUCACAUUUGUGGCUUUUUAAGAAUUAACAAAAGUAUGGUCUGUGCAGCAGUCAGUUUCCACAAAGCUUCGACGUGCAAACUCCCAGGAUAAUAUAUUCAUAUGGGAUGCUUUCACAAACAGCUGCAGUAUCGGAGCAAAAAGAAAAUGCUUCAUUUGGGGGUUCAAAUGAGAUGGGCUGGGAGAAAACUGUAAAUAAAUAAAGCUUAACUAACUCUAACUCACUGGUUAUACCUAACACAUGGGGGCCUACUCUAUCCCUCUUAUUCCAUUUUCCAUUUUCAAGUAAUCCUGUUUGAUUUUUUUUACUUUCUAAAAUUCUACCUUUUAACAUGUAACAUAUAAUUCAAUGCCAUGGACGAAAACCUUGUGUUAACACAGGAAAAGCCACUGUUCUGUAAGGACGAAGGUCACGUUUUCUCACUCUUUCCCCCUACAUUUCCGGCUGUGUGUCUCUUAACCCAAUAUCCUGAACCUCUUCUGUGAGGACCAUUAUAUGUCUGUGUGUGGCCCUAUACCCCCAGAACACACUAUACAGUUUACAUAUAGACAAUAGAGGGCAUCUCAAUGUCUGGAUAGAAUUCCAGUGUAUCAACUUGUAAAGUAUCUGCAAGCCUAUUCACAGAUGAAUCAUUCCUUGCGGGAGACGUACACUGCACUAUAGGGCAUUUCAUUAUUUUUUUUGGCUAUGUAUUUCUGAAGGGUAUAAGAAAACUGACUGGUAGAUAUAACCAUGUGUAUAUAUUUGUAAUUUAUAUGAAGGAAUAUUGGUAAACUUUGUUGGCCAGGGUUUAUAUUAAAUAAUAAUAUGUUAAUGUGAUAGAUUAGGUUUACCAAAGGCUUCCGGGCUUGUUAUUCGCAAUCUCCCACUUACUAAUCAUAAGUUUGAAAUGCAAAUGCAUUUGAAUUAAGUGGUCAGUCUGUUCAGUUUAAUGAUUCAGCACUUUGUGAUGUAAUGUCUCCAGUGUAAGGUUGUUCAGAAAACAAACCAGAUUUAUUCUUUUGCAUGGUGAUGUCAUUAAUGUGUUUGUAUCUGGGAGUCUUUCUGAGUCUAUUUGUUAAUACUUUCAAAACUGUUAUUAUUUGCAUUGUGCCUUUUAAAGACAAAUUUAUUUUUUUCUGCAAAUAGACUUUUCCUCCAAGGUUUUCGUAUACACCUGCUUGAUUUGAGUAUUGUAAUAAACGAAAUCCUGUAACUAACCCUGCGUUGAUUUCUUUGUCUGCCUUGAAUGCAAUGUGUCUACGUAAAUGAAUGUGGUGAGCUUCCAUACUGCAAAUCACAGUUUUAUAAGGUGUGCAGGAGGCCGAUGGGG
Pelobates cultripes (western spadefoot toad) is the source of this 17937-nucleotide messenger RNA. The record is from the annotation of a GenBank genome assembly. NCBI's taxonomy places the organism in Eukaryota, Metazoa, Chordata, Amphibia, Anura, Pelobatidae.